Molecule: messenger RNA, 1315 nt
Organism: Spodoptera frugiperda (fall armyworm)
Lineage: Eukaryota; Metazoa; Arthropoda; Insecta; Lepidoptera; Noctuidae
Product: nucleoside diphosphate kinase 7-like
Exons: 7
Coding region: 129-1277 (382 amino acids)
Biological process (GO): GTP biosynthetic process; CTP biosynthetic process; UTP biosynthetic process
Cellular component (GO): centrosome
Molecular function (GO): nucleoside diphosphate kinase activity
Source: RefSeq, a predicted model, not a curated record
UAGAUGUCUGUCAACAGCACUUGAUUAAUUUAAUUUUUAAUGAUAAAUCUACACUAUUUUUGCAAUUACUGUAGUUUGUAUACUUAAUUAUUAUUAAUUUGUUGAAUUUUCAUUACUUAUUGUAAACAAUGGUGUACGACUAUUUCGACAAAUACACAUUUUUGUGUGAAAUGUAUGAUGAAGACGCAGAUAAAAUAAUAGAAUUGGUCUUACAUUAUUUUCCUUUCGAUAAUUCGUGUCAAGUAAUAGACGCGAACAAAGGGAAAAAUCUUGUAAAACGAGUACAGCUGCCGACUCUAAAAUUGGAAAUGUUGGAAAUUGGCAAUAUAGUUAAUGUAUUCUCGAAAUUGCUCCUUAUAACAGAUUGCGCACCGGCAACACGGAAGACACUGUUUUAUAAAUUCGAAAGUACUUUCGCCCUGAUAAAACCAGUACCAGCAGAUUUACAUGGAAAAAUAAUUACAUUUAUAACAAAAAAUGGGUUCCGUAUAGUGCGUAUGAAAAAUGGAAAAAUUACCAAAGAAGGCGCAUUGGCACUUUAUAAUCACAUUGCUGGAAGCAGUAUGCUCCCGAUCAUAGUUGACUACGUAACUAGUGGCGAAGUGAUUGGACUAGAGUUGGUGGGACGCAACGCAAUAAAGCGGUGGCGGCGCUAUUUAGGGGCAACAAACCCCGCUGAAGCUGAGCCUGGUACUCUAAGAAGCCUAUACGGAGAAAACACGCUCCGAAACAUUGCCCACGGCUGUACCACUACAGAAGACGUUAAUGACAUGUUGGAGUUAUUCUUCGGGUAUGAACACGGGCACAUACCACGGGUCCCAUUCAGAGCUACGUUCGAGAACUGCACUUGUUGCGUGAUCAAACCUCAUGCCGUACUGGAAGGCAGCGUCGGCGCUAUCCUCGAACAAAUAACGACCUCUGGAAACUUCCAUAUCACUGCCAUGGCCAUGUUUUCUGUUACACUGUCUAAUGCUGCAGAAUUUUAUGAAGUUUAUAAAGGAGUUUUGCCUGAAUAUGAGCUGAUGAGCAUUCAUCUGGCAGAAGGAAAAUGCGUUGCCUUAGAAAUCAAAUCGUCUAAUCCUGACGACAACUGUGUCUGCGAAUUCAGAAAAUUAUGUGGACCUCGAGACCCGGAUCUAUGUCGCCAGUUGUAUCCUAAGUCAAUAAGGGCUUUGUACGGAACUACAUUAGUCCACAAUGCAGUACAUUGCACAGACCUCCCUGAAGAUGGGGUAUCAGAAGUUGAAUACUUUUUCAAACUGUUAGCUAAUGACUAAUGAUUAGUCACUAAUCAGUAGGUCUCUUGACCUAUACA